Messenger RNA from Mercurialis annua (annual mercury), 3012 nucleotides. RefSeq lists its product as uncharacterized. Lineage: Eukaryota; Viridiplantae; Streptophyta; Magnoliopsida; Malpighiales; Euphorbiaceae. The record is from RefSeq and is a predicted model, not a curated record. Gene Ontology annotation, biological process: regulation of DNA-templated transcription. The coding region runs from base 1 to 3012 and encodes 1003 amino acids. The transcript has 11 exons.
AUGACGGAUAACGCUCGUAAUUCGUCGGGAAACGAAUAUCCACCAUCCGAAACUAGCGUAUCCGAAUUUGCCGAGAAGAUUAUGGCAGUGACGGUAUCGAUUACAGUGAACGAUUUUUUUUAUGAAAACGGGUUUGAAAGUGAUACCGAAGCAAUAAAUUGGGCAAAGGGAAUUGCUAUACGGAUUGGGUUUGAGCUGGUUAUUUCGUCUCACAAGAAAGGGGGGUUGGUAAAACUUUUGAGAUGUUGUCGGGGUGAGAGAUAUAGAGGGUCGCACACAGAUUUAGAUUCUUUUGCACGAAAGAAUACGAAGACGAAGGCCUGCCAAUGCCCUUUCAGGAUUGUGGUGAAAUUUAUUAAUGGCACAUGGACUGUUCUUGCGAAGUCUGGGAUUUCAAGUAUGCACAAUCAUGCGUUAGCUGUGUAUCCUGAGGGACACCGUCAGAUGAGCGGACUGAGCGCUGCGGCCAAAAUGAUUGUGCGGGAUAUGAGUGCGGCACAAGCUAAGCCGUGUGCUAUUUUGGCGGCUGUUCAAGAAAAAUUUCCAUCUGACAACCCUACAAGAAGACAAGUUUAUAAUUACAGAGAUAAUUUGAGAAAGUCCAGCUUUGAGGAUAGAGAUAUGGUAGGUCAGUUUUUUCAUUUGGCUCUAACGCACAACUAUUUACACUGGACGCUUUCUGAGGAGAGCACAGGUGUGUUGACCCACCUUUUCAUGUCGCAUCCUGACUCCGUGCGGUUAGUCCGAACUUACCCCUGGGUGAUCGGUAUGGACUCCACGUAUAAGACCAACAAAUACCACAUGCCUUUCUUUGAGAUUAUCGGUAUGACUCCUUCUAACAAGAACUUCUUAAUUGCAUAUGCAAUUAUGAAGGAUGAGACUGAGGGGAGUUACAGAUGGGUGUUGGAAAGGUUGAGGUUUUUGAUUGGCGACCUCCUACAGCCGACUUGUAUUUUUACUGAUCGAGAGUUGGGGCUGCUUAAACCAGUGAAAGAGAUAUUUCCAUAUACUCCUCAUCUGCUUUGUACGUGGCACAUAAAUAAGGAUGUAGAAGACAAAGUGUUCAAACUGUGUGGGAGAGACACCGCAAUAACUGAUACUUUCAUGAAUGGGUCGUGGAAGAAACUUAUUAAGGCUCAAACAGAGGAACAAUACGUAGCAGCUUUGACCACUGUGAAAAUGCGGACUAGAGCGUUUCCAGCUGUGAUACAAUAUCUUAACCGUACUUGGUUGGGGCACAAAGAGAAGUUUGUAUCAUGUUGGACAAAUAAAGUCUUACAUUUUGGAAACACCACUACGUGUAGAGUGGAGAGUGCACAUGCUCAGCUAAAGCAGUGGCUCAACUCUAGUACUGGUGCUCUAGACACAGUUUGGACGAAGGUGGACUGCGUUAUACAGUCCCAGUUGACUGAUAUUAGGAAAACACUCGAGGGCUCCAGACAGACUAUAGGCGUCCAUCGACGAGGUUAUCCAUACGACCAUGUCUCCUAUAAAGUGUCCCACUACUGUCUUGAUUUAGUGGCAAAGGAACUAAGGCGUAUGAGAGAGUUGAGUUGCGAUGUUCUAGUUCGUUGUGGUUGUGUGCUGAGAACAACACAUCAGAUUCCGUGUGCAUGUGAGCUGAAAGCAGUGAUUGAUGCAGGUGUUCCGAUUAGUCUGGACAAUAUCCAUUCAUUUUGGAAGACGCUUGUUAUCGGUGACGGGGUUGAAACAUCAGAACAAGCCGAUUAUGCCGCUUUUCAGUCAGAGGAUCAUCGGUACUUUUGCGGGGUUGUGGAGGAGGUGAUGUCUCAGGAUCCCUCUAUUGUGUGCGACAUAUCUCAUAUUAUCAACGAGCGACUUCAUCCCGAAGAAUCUGCUUAUCUUGAACCAGAAGUAAAGAGCACGGUGAGAGGUAGACCAAAGGGGAGCACAUCCACCAAGCGGGACCCGAGUGUUUGGGAGUACAGUCGUGGUCGUGGUCGUGGCCGUGCCAAGUCAUCACAAGGUCGGGGCUACAGUGCUCCUACAUCAGAUUUUAUCCCGAAUUCAGAGCUUAUUCCUGGAAUCAUAUUGCCAUUUGUCACGAAAUAUGUGGACGUGGAUGGCGACGGGAAUUGUGGGUUUCGCGUUGUCGCAGAUUACAUAUACGGUGAUCAAAACAAGUGGGGUUUGAUAAGAAGAAGCAUUGCAAAUGAACUAGCCGGCAACCCUGGCCUAUAUGACGGUCUUUGCAGUGAUGGGAUCCAAGCGGCCAUUUCACGUAUUAGGUGGGAAGGGGAGGCAUGUGGGCGCGAACACUGGAUGCAGGUUAUAGAUGACUUGUUCCCCAGCGAUGGUCUGCUGCACCAUCGCCAUCGGCCGGCGAUGGUGAUCUUGAAAUCUUAUACAACCUCUUACUACUUUUUCGUGGCAGGCCUAAAAUAUCUAAGCAGUUGUCACACAUUUUUGACCAUCGGUGUGGUCAGAACUGGUUCUCAGAAUGAACAUGGAAGUUGUCUGUCUCAUCGAUACGGUUCGAUCACUUCAAACCGGGGUCGAUUUCUAGUUCAGAAAGUCCCUGAACUCGACCUGAAUGUGUCUGGGUUUGCUGGUUGUGAUUAUACUUUAUGUUACAUAUUUGGAAUUCGAGCCCGAAAACCUAAUUGCAAGUCUGGAUCAAAGUUUGGAAAAUAUGAAAAUCAGUUCUUGGGAGGGGAGGAUGAAAAGACGAUGUCGCCACCCAUAGUGCCUGCGGCGGCAUCGUGUACUGAGGUUCCCGGCAGUAUAAGCUGGAGUCGCCAACAGUUUGUGGCGGCGACAGCGGUGUUUGGAGCAAGGAGGACAGCAGGCUGUUUUCACUCGUUUUUGGCUCCCUAUGCACUCAUUAAGUCUGCUUGGAUUCCAGCAAACAAAUCAAUACCUCGUCACCCGGACAAAUUUCUCUGGAAAUCAUCAUUGGACUCUUCAGUCCCUUAUCACUACUUACUUAUAAGCGAUAAGGAUACUGUCCACCAGCGGAGGUACUCGCUUGCUGAUGGUUUGGUUCCCUAG